Messenger RNA from Sphaeroforma arctica JP610, 9234 nucleotides. RefSeq lists its product as hypothetical. The record is from RefSeq and is a predicted model, not a curated record. Gene Ontology annotation, molecular function: protein binding. NCBI's taxonomy places the organism in Eukaryota, Ichthyosporea, Ichthyophonida. The coding region runs from base 190 to 9234 and encodes 3014 amino acids. The transcript is spliced from 19 exons.
GGAUGGGGAAUGGUGUGUACUUGCUGUGUACUUCUUAUUCCAUAUACAUAUCAUAUAUAACCACGCACGUUUCCAUACAUAUUUAAUAUAAACACACACACCAUACAGUUCAUGAUAUCUUAGCAUCGCAAUUCAAUCUCAACCUCACAAGAUACCACACACACUGGUCUUCAAGUGUGUGAGUAAGUCAUGUCCGAUAAACUAUGGCAAGCAGUCUUCAACAAAGACAUCGGUGCAGUUGAGCGUCUCUGUAAAGAGGGCGUCUCGCUAGAUACGCUUAAUUGGCACAAUCCAGCGAUCAAAAAUUGGACAUGUCUUCACAUCGCUGCGUCUACGGGACAAGUAGAGAUACUGCGAUUGCUGGUCAAUGCUGGUGCGGAUCUGCAUCCGAAGUCCAAGAAUGGGUCCAGGCCUUUACAUUUUGCCGCGUUGAGUCUUAAUUUGGACGCUGUCCAGACACUCUUGGAUGCAGGAGCCCGAAUCAAUGCCCUUGACAAACAGAAGAAUACAGUGUUGCACAGGGCUGUGAUGAAGCACCAUAUCCAAAUGGCCAAGCUCUUGUUGGACAAUCACGCCAACCCUCAAAUGAGAAACAAGAAAGGGCUCUCUCCCAUUGACCUGGCUGUCGAGACGUGCGAUCGCGAUCUGAUCAAUUGCUUUGGCGGUGCCGCAGGCAUUGGCGGCACAGCCGAGAACAUGCCUUUGCCCUUACCGGACCUACGCCAGCUCAACGAAGACUGUAUCGGAGACACACUGCGCGAGGAUACGGACACGAACACACACGGCUCGGCUCAGCCCAGCCAUCUGACGGCGCAGUUGGGACAGGCCAAGAUACGACAGCCGAGCGGAUGGAUUGGAGGCCAGGCUGCGUACCCGCAGAACAACAUCUUUGCGCCGUUUGCCCUGGACAGCACACCCGCGGCACGGUUUGGGCUGUAUGGGAGUGGCACGGGGUGGGACCAGGGCCAAGGCCAAGGUAGUGGUCCUGGUAGUACUGCGUCUGGGGACACGCCUGCAUAUAGUAGCCAGUCGCCUGCGCAAAACAGCUCGGUACAAAACGAGCCGGCGGUUGGGAAUGUACAUGACUACGGCGCUCAGCAGCAGCAAGCGCCGAGUGGUAAGAUGUACACACCGGCUAUGACCGAGCCACAGAGACGUGAGAGUGAGUCGUUUGUGGCACAGACAGGCCAACCUAUAGCUAGGCCACUAGUACCCCCGGGAUUAGACCAGGUUGGGUACGGGUCGUCACAGGCGAACCAGGGCUUGGACCUGGCCGGGUUUGGUUCGAGAAAGCCGAGCUUGGUACUAGACCAGGCAGCCGAGAACGGGGAGGGUGCAGACGCACCAGUGGCUGAAAAUACAUGGGAAGCGGAGAAUGAGGGAUGGGGUAGUGUGGACGCUCUGGACACCUUUCCAGCACAGUCACAGGACGCUCACCUUGGUGCAGGGGGUGAUGGUGAGGAACAUCCCGCUGCGAGAGGCUUGGAGGUGGGCAGUCAUAAGGAAGUGGAAGGCUAUAGUGUGGGUAGUCAUAACACCGCGCCCUCUUUAAACUCGUCUGCGGUUCAACCGUCUGCUACGACUGCGGUUGGACCGUUGAGUACAGGUGCAGAUGCGCCCACUACGAGCCAGGGAAGUGGACACGUAGAUCAAGAAGUAAGUGAAGAAAUGGCACGAGCAGACGAUGGCUGGGAUGACGAGUCGGCCCAAACUGACGACGGCUGGGGUGCCGAGAGCUCGGAUUGGGGCGAUGGAGACGCACUGGAAGCUACAGAGGAACCGAGUACAGAGGUAGAUGUGGAUGGGGUAGAUUCAGCCCAAAGUAUGGGUGCGGGUGCAGCUGACGAUGUUGUAGGCGAUAAGCCCAAUAGUAUGGGUGUAAGUGCGGCCGAUGGUACUGUAAGACAGGUGUAUGCGGAGGAUUCCGGAAGCGUUGCUGAGCAGUCUACGGAAGCAUUGGCAGGCACACAAGAAGAUCUGGAUGAUGGCAUGAGAGGAGAUAUGAAUGAUGAUACGAUAGAGGCGUCUGGAGAGAGUAGAAACAAUGCAUAUGCGCAACAACGAGAACAUUCAUUGGAGAAUGACACCUCCCGGACCCACGCUGAGAUGGAGGAUGGUAUGCUGCAGAUGGAGGUAGCAGAUGGAGCUCAAGGAGAAGACCUUACUGAAGGUCAAACAGCAGACUAUACUGACGCCAAGGGAGAAGAAUAUGCCGAAGCUGAAGUAGAAGACGAUAGCCAAGCACGCGAUGAGAACCAAGUACACGACCAGACAACCCCGCCCGAAGAGCCAGCGGUGCAGAUACAGGAUCAAGAUCAGGAAGAAGAGGCUUAUGCUAUGGAUCUGACAGAUGAAGCGCAGGAUGGGUGGGGUGAGGAUGGCGAUGUGUGGGGAGAUGAGUACAGCCUGCAGCUAUCGGACGGUAUCCGCACGGACAAAGCCGCGUACAUGCUGGAGGUGUCUUCGGACGACGGGGGCGCUGUGGAGGUACCUGAGGAGACUGAGGACAGUACAGAACACCUUCUGGGUGGAGAAAGUACCGAACAUCAUGAGGGAGAAGCGGAUGCCGAGUCGUCUGUUACUGAGGAGACGUCUGGAGAGCUUGUGGGGGGCGCGAGUGCUGCGCAGCAACCGGUGGCUGAGGAGAGUGAAAGUAUUGGCCAAGUCGGGGCUGAGGGAAAUGCUCAACAUACUACAGUAGAUGAAGGUGCCGGUGUUGUAGCAGAAGGAACUCCUGAACUCCCUGUAGUAGACGAGAGUGCCGAACAGCUUGUGGCUGGUACAAGCACCGGACAGUUUGAGGCAGAAGUAAGUUCUCAUUAUCCUGUAGAAGAAGACAGUGUGCCGGUAUCCCUUGGGCAGGGUGCGCUGAAUGACGGUACUGGUGACCUGGAACAAACGGAUGGGGACGGGUGGGGAACGGAAGACGCGCAGUGGAGCGAUGACGAUGGCCUGGAAGUGGAAGCUGCUGCUGACCUAGCCAUGCCACUGUCACACACCCAGGAGAAUUCGACUGAGAAAAAGAACGACGUCUCCUCGUACUUUGGGAGCGGUGUUCAGGGAGCCGAGCAUGGUGAAGUCAUGGGAGAUACGCACGAUAGUUUUUCGUUAUCUUCAACCAACGGAGACAAUGCGAGCGAACGUGACAUUGAUGGUGUAUAUGGCUCGGCUCUAGAGCACCAGGGGACUGCAGAUGCGAAGCAUGGAGAUGGCGCAGACUCGACAGAUUGGACGGUCAACGGAGACAACGUCGAUGAAGUGGACGAUGUUGUAGCUGGUGAGAGUGAGUUAGAGGAAAUUAUUUUGCCCACUGAUACUGGAGACGGUCCCGGUGCGGAAAACGUUAUAAACGUAUUGGAUGCAACUGUGGAGAAUCAGCCAGCCACAGAAGCGGUCCCUGGACAGAGCGAGCACUCAGCAUACCCCGUGGAUAACGGUGCACAGGCGGGCGCAGCUGAGGACAGUACUGCGGCACCUGUGAGCACUCAUGCUUCCGCAGACGACGCGCUUGCGCAUACGCAGAGUACGGACGCGGGUGCACCGGCCGACAAUGGGUGGGAUACGACCGAGGACACCUGGGGAGAUGAAAGGGCGAAUGAGAAUGAGAAUGACAUGCAGUCCCUGGACGCGGGGUCUGCCACUGAGACGAUUGCCGCGCCCACAGGACAUGCCGGUGGGCUCUCCAGUUACUUUGGCGAGAAGUCGGGCGAGGAUCAUACGGGUGUGUUUGCGGAUGUGAGGGAGGGUAGUCAAGUCCAGACCGGCGCCGCACUCGGACACGAGGCAGAGGGACUGGCGAACCAGGGAGAGGACGGGUGGGAAGCAGACGGGGACAACUGGGAUGAUGCGGGUGAGAUGGAGAUGGCGGCAGACCCCGAAGCACUUGCGGAGACGCCCGGCACUGAUACGAACCUGUCGAAUUACUUUGGGGGCAGUGUAGAUAUGGAGGGCUCAGGGGAAAGAGAGCUGCCACACGCUGUGGAUACCUACCAGUCGGAUGGGGAUGGGGAGGCCACGCACAGCAUUGCCGCUGCAGAUACGGCGGAGAGUGGAUGGGAUGUGCCAGACACAGACACGUGGGGUCAGGUGGACAGUGAGAACGUGGCACCAACUACUGAGACACCGCCAGAGCCCCCGGCGAGCGAUCAAGGGGUAUCCGGCUACGUUGGAGAGGGUACUACCAGUGCGGCUGACAGUAUGUUUGCGCAGGCCACGGCGGAAGAUAAGGAUGUGAGAUCAGACGAGAACGCGCUCGUGGUAGACACCCCCAUCGCCCAGGGCGAAGACGGGUGGGGUGUGGACGAAGGGGCUUGGGAUGGGGACGGUGCAGAGACAGAGGGCAUAUCCGAGGCAAGUGGCUAUGAGACCGUUAGUGUGUAUGGUGAGAGUGUGAGCCAUGCCAAUGAAGGGGACGAUGCGCCUGCAGAGACGAGUGAGGAUGGGGCUGUUGCUGCUACACAGGAGGAGAGGGUGUCACAAGAUCAGGAGACGCCCAGCACCCAGGCUGAAGACGGAUGGACAGCGGAGGGCGAGGGAUGGGAUGAAGAAGGUGCCGGCGUAGAGAUAGCCCCAGAUACGCAAACAGUAGAGAAGCCUUCGGUGGAGAGUGCGAACUUGUCCAACUACUUUGGAGAUGGGAUGGGAGAGCAAGGCCAGGCACACAUGGAGCAUACGGAUACUACCGAUGCAGAGGCCCAGACCACUCGGACAGAAGACGGAUGGGAAGCGGAGGGCGAGGGAUGGGAUGAAGAGGGUGCCGGGGUAGAGAUAGCCCCAGAUACGAAAACAGUAGAGGAGCCCUCGGUGGAGAGUACGAACAUGUCCAACUACUUUGGAGACGGGGUGGGUGGGCCAGAGCAAUCGCACCCGGAUAAUACAGAAGCCGUAAUUAACGAAGUGUAUGCAUUGGAUUCAGAGAAGUCGGUCGCUCAAGCAGAGGACGAGUGGGAAGCGGAAGGCGAGGGGUGGGGUGAGGACGGCGCAGUGGAGGUAGCCCCAGAUACAGAAGCAGCCACGGAAACUCCAGUGGAGGGUAGUACCAGCGCCUACUUAUUAGGAGAUGGUGGUGGCGUACCCGAGCAAGCGCAAACGGACGAUACGGACACAAUUCAUGCAGAUGCACAAGUACAACACUCGGAGACUCUGGAGACAUCAGCAGCCCGGGCAGAAGACGGGUGGGAAGCGGAAGGUGAGGGGUGGGGUGAGGACGACGCAGUGGAGGUAGCCCCAGAUACGGAGGUGACCGUGGAAGGCAUAGCGGAGGACAUCUACAGUCCGAACUCACUUGGAGAGGGUGGAGGAGUGAAGGAGCAAGCACAGCCGAGUACUACGGAUGUCGUGGUUAACGAGGUGGACGUAUUGGACUCGCAGACGCCGGCCGCCCAGGCAGAGGACGGAUGGGAAGCGGAAGGCUGGGAUGAGGCAGAGACAGUGGAGAUGGGUGCCGACAUCCAAGCAGCAGUAGAACCCCCGGCACUUGGUACUAGCAUAUCCAACUACUUUGGGGGAGAUGUCGGUGUACAGGCGCAGGGAGGUGUGGCGGGUGCACCGGAUACUGCCGACCUGUCCAGUUACUUUGGCCAGGCUUCCGGGGCUCAGCAAAGUGAAGGGCUGUUCGGUACAAACGCAACUACGGAGACUGCAGAGGCUCCAGCGGACAACAACAAACCCAACAACAUGUCCAAUUACUUCGGAACAGGUGCCGAGGUGCAGGGACAGGGUACCAACCCAGAACCAACGGGCCAUGCCGACAUGUCCAGUUAUUUCGGCGAGGGUUCAGGGGUGACUGUGCAGAAGGAUAGCACGGAUACUGCGGAAAGUAACAGUAUGGCUAACUACUUUGGCUUUAGUGCAGGUGCACAGAAGCCAGAUGAUGCUGCAGAUGCAUCGACUUCUAGUCCCGUGUCCGGUUACUAUGGCAACGGUAUGGGGGUACAUGGGCUAGUCGGUAAACCAGAUAAGGCGAUCAAUGACGACACGUACAACUACUUCGGAAACACAGCAGGGAUACAGGCACAGCAGGCUACCAGCACAGUGACAGCGCAUGCCCCUGAGACACUUACAGACCAAACGGUACUACCGACUCAGGCAGAUGACGGGCGGGGGGCAGAGGGUGAGGGUUGGGGCGGUGAAGACGCUGUGGAUAUGGUCUCAAGUACGGAUGCAGCCAUGGGUAACAUCGUAGACUACACCGAUACCAACUCAUCGAACUACACGGGAGAGAGUGCGGGAGUACAGGCGCAACCGAGGGUGGAAAAUGCGGUGGAUAUGAGUGAUGCUGUGCAUGACGAGACAUCUAUACACGCCUUAGACACCCAGACAACUCAGAUGGAAGACGGGUGGGAAGCGGAAGGGGACGGUUGGCAUAGCAACGAGACAGUAGAACUGGCCCCAGAGACAGCGGCGGCAGCGGAAACACCAGGGGAGGGUACGAGCCUAUCUAGCUACUUUGCCUCAAGCUCGGUGAGCGAUGGUGUCAGUGCUGUAGCACAGCCUGACGAAGAAGACCAGACUCGUAUCCCUGAAGGGGCUGCAGGUGUCCCUGGAGACGCCCUCGAAUACGUUAACGAUACGACCGAUGUCAACGCGCCGGGGUCUGGGGAUGGUAGUACUACGGUCUGCACCUCUGGGUACGGGGAGGAUAGUGCGUCACUCAAUCCAAUCGACGCAGCUGUGUAUGAAGAUAGUACGCCUGAGUGGGAUGCGGGGAGUGAGGGCUGGGUGGAUGUAGGAUCGCAUGAACCGUCUGUGGACACGUCGGUUGGGCGAGCCGGAGACAGUGCCACAAAGGCGUCGGAGAGUGUGAGAGGGGUGGCUGGUGAGGAGAGGCUGAGGGAGGAGCUGGCUAGGUUUGCGCACGAGUUGGAGGUGUUACGGGAAUUGAACGCAGCGCUAAACGUUUCACUGGAGAACAGAGACGAUCAAAUCCGUGUGCUGGAGAAGAAUGUGGUGGAACAACAAGAUGAGCUCUUAGCACGUGACAGUGAGCGUUUGGAGAGUCGAGCAUCGUCUCAGCACGACCUCGAUGUGGCAAGAGAGUCGGAGACGCGGCUGCAAGAGAUUAUAGAGGACAAGGACGAGGAGUUAAGGAGCAUGGAGGCUACUCUCGCAGAGCUGCUAGAUGAAUCCGAAGCAAAAGAGUCGGAGUUCAACGAGCAACUGGCCUUGGUACAUCAGGAGCUGGACAACUCCAGGGAAACGGAGGGUGAGCUACAAGCAGCCUUGCAGGAGAAGGAUGAGCAGAUCAAAACACUGCAGUCAAACCUCUCUACCGUGGAGGAGCAAUUAGAUGUGAUCGACAACGACAAGGGCGAGGAAUUGGCUCAGGCACAGCAGCAGCAGGAAAUCUCCAGAGAAUCCGAGGCUAUGCUCACAGACGCGUUGGUAGACAAAGAGGACCGCAUAGUGGAACUCGAGGCUGAAGUACAGUCACUGCAACACGAAUUGGACUCACGCGAUAGUCUCCUACGCACAGCUGAGGCCGAUGUCGAGACGCUCCGUUCCGAACGCGACGACGAGCUUGAGGAGGUUACAGAAAUGCUUGCUUUGGCAACCGAGGGCGAGGUGGAUGCAACGGCCAAGCUGGAAGCCAAAGAAGACGAGUUGGCCGAACGCGCUAGCGAGUUGGACGAACUCAGAACCAACGUCAAAGAACUGGAAGACCAGUGCCUGGACCAAGAUGCCGAACUGUCGGAACUCAAGCCAAGGCUGGAGGACUGUCUUAACGAAAUGGCUACGCUGCGGGAACAGUUGCGGACAAUGCGUAGUAGGAUUGACGCACCGCCGACCCACUCAACCAAAGAACCCCACACACGCGCGCUGUCGCCACCGCUAGAGGACGCAGACGACCAACUAACCAUCAGUCUGGAGGACCUACAGACCAGUCCAGCGGAAGGCGAGCAAUCACUCGGAAACCCUGAGCAAGUGCACCUUUUGUCGCAACAGGAGUCUACCCGCACUCAGCACCCACUGGGCAUGGAUACGGAUGUCUCAGCCGGGCUGGAUAACCAGGCUGUGGGGGAGAGUCUCCCUGUAGAUGCAGAGAGUAUGGCAGGGGGUUAUAACGUCUCCAUGGACGACAGCGACGGGGAAUACGACCAGUGCCUUGAACGGCUCCUGGAACGGGCACAGGCGCAGGGGGAGUAUGACGAUCUAGAAGAGCUGCUGAGCCAGGCGACUACGGAUGGGGUGGAGAGUAUUGAUACGUUGCUAGAACGAAUGAGAUCGACAAAGGUAGACGCUGACGCUGAAGUGAUUGAGAUGCGCGCAGCACGCGACAAGGCGUUGGCGGAGAACGCUGAAAAAAGCGUGCAUCUCGCGGAACUGCAGGAGCGGGUUGUGGACUUGCAAGCGGCCAACACAGACUUACAAUCGCGCAUACAGCAUAUGGAAGGACAGGUCAAUCCCGACGGAUCGGAUGUGCUCGGUGUCGAACUUUUGGCAGCUCGCAAUGAACUAGCGAAUAAAGACGCGGCAUUAAGUGAGGCUCGUGCUAUGGUUGCGGAACUGGAAAGUGCGGUAGCAGCAGCUCAGGCGGUGCACCAACAACAUCAAUCAGAGGUCGAUAACAAUAUCAGUGACGCGGAGACCCAGCUUGCCGAACUUCGGGAACAAGUUGCGGAUCUGCAGGCAACCAAUGCUGACUUGCAGUCACGCAUACACUAUUUGGAAGCACAGACGAACCCCGACGAAUUGGACCAGGUUAAACAAGAGUUCUUGGCAGCUCAGACCUCACUGGCGCACAGGGACGGAGAGCUGAGGGACGCUCGCGCCCGAAUCUCAGAACUCGAAAGUGUGGCAGCGACAGCGCAGGAAAUGCGCCCUCAAAAACCAGAGACCAACAGUACGCGCAGCGACGCCGAGGCUCAACUCGCCGACCUUCAGGAACAGAUUGCGGGUUUAAAUACAGUCAAUACAGACCUACAGGCACGCAUCCAAGAUCUGCAAACACAGGUUUUUUCCGACGAAUUAGGCGAGGUCUGUCAAGAGUUGCUUGCAGCUCGGAACGAGCUAGCAAUUAAAGAUGAUGAGCUGAGGGAAGCUCGCGCCAGAGUCUCGCAACUCGAAACGGAGGCACAGACGGCGCAGGAUAUUCGCUCAUUGGGAACAGAGAGCAACCAGGUAGGCGGAGACGGUAGUCUUGGACUACCGAGCUUCAAGCUGGAGAAGAGGGUGUUUUACCAGCAACAAUCUGCGAUGCUAGACGAGCUCCUCGCAAUCUGUGAUGAGAUCUAG